Uranotaenia lowii is the source of this 1426-nucleotide messenger RNA. Its product is annotated as diphthine methyltransferase-like. The record is from RefSeq and is a predicted model, not a curated record. Gene Ontology annotation, molecular function: protein binding. Bases 187 to 1281 code for a protein of 364 amino acids. NCBI's taxonomy places the organism in Eukaryota, Metazoa, Arthropoda, Insecta, Diptera, Culicidae. The transcript has 2 exons.
AAUCAAUAAAACGACAAAUGUCAACCAUAUCAGUCUUUUUACGCAUACGCAAAGCGAACAAAUGAAAAUAUGUGAAAAAUUGGAAAACUUUGUAGCUAAAUGGCUCUGUCUGUCAUUUGAACGUCAUUUUUUCAAUGGCUGGCGAAAAAAGUUGAAAAUUUUUGUUUUGUGUGAAUUAAAGUUGAAAUGAAUCCUGGGGCAUUUCCUCCGCAUCAAAUUCAACCUAGUGUGUAUAACAUUUUGCCGAGCCAGUUGCCGCAGUUAACGCAACUUCCGCAAUUGCCACAAAUAUCACAGCCACAACAGAUACCACCGGCGGCCGCUCCGACAGAUAAGAACAAUACAAAUCUCACAAAGGCCCAGCGUCGCAUGCUGGGUGAAAGCGAAGCAGCUAGAGCCAGAAGACUGUCUAAAAACGCUGAAAGGAUGCGACAAAAACGAUCAAAUGAAACUUACGAGGAAUACAAAGUAAGGCUCGCCAAAAAUGCCGAAAGUAAUCGAAGGCGGAGGGCCAAUGAAUCGGAUGCGGAGCGUGCCUUGAGACAUAUGCGAAACGCCAUGAGACAGAGACUGCGACGAGCUAUGGAAACUCCUGAACAGAAAUCACUCCGCAGAGCUCGAUUGGCUCAACGUAUGAGGGAAAAAAGGGCCACUGAAACGCCGGAGCAGAGGAAGGACAGACUAGAAAAAGGUGCAGCUAGGGCAAGGCAAAGAUUUCUUAAUGAAACUGCUGAGCAAAGGGCCGAAAGGAAUAAGAAAAAAGCUGAAUAUGCUCGAUUGUUCCGAAUCAACAAACAACAGAAUAAUCAAUCUCAACAAAUUUCAGACGCCGGAUGUUCAAAGGUUCCACCACAACAAGCCACGAAUCCACAAAAUUCCAAUGAUAUGAAUAUAAAAGUAGAACAACAACAACAACACUCGAGCGCAAAUAAUAAUGCAAACAAUAUUAAUCAAAUGCAGCACAAUACUCCAAUUCCAUUGCAGACGAACGAAACUGUUCCGCCUGCAAACAGGGAUCAAGGAUACCCUCCUGCGAAGAACUGCCCAAUAAAUUAUUCGGACUUUGGUGCUGCUUUUCCCACAUUUUUCAAUUAUCCGCACCUAAAAAAUGGGCAGCAAAACAGUGCAUACAGUCCUGCGUACCCCUCUCAAAAUUAUUACCCAGAACUUUCGGUUCCUUCACACUACAUGAAAAAUGACCGUGCUACAUUUCCCACGCCUAAAAGCGGAGAAUGCGUACAGUCUCUUAACCCUCCAAAAGGCACACCACAGAAAAACUGAUCUGAUUGCAUAAUGCCGUCUAUCAUAACUACUUUGCAUACCUAUGAUACCGAUUAUUCCGCUGAUUCUAUAGAAUGGUGUCCUCACAAUCCGUACCAACAAUUUUUCGUUUGUGGAACAUAUCAAUUAGAUAAACAUGAAAACC